AACAAAAACAAGUAAUUUUAGUGCCCGUCUCAUUAUAAUUGACUUUGUAUUUUUUUUUUUUUUUUUUUUUCUCUAAAUUUUCGCCCAUGUAUUGUCUCAUGACUGGCUGCAGAAUAUGAUCGUCAGAGUCCUGUUUUACUUUAAGUAUGCCUUUCCCCUGUAUUUCCGCUCCUGCGUGCGGGUUUUUUGCGCCCAGCUUGACGCAGGCUGUAGCUGCUUGCUGGCUGCUGCAGGCGUGCUAUUUGCAGCAGCGGAGACACCUCUGCGAAAUGCCUUUUGUAUGCCCGGCUGGCGUUUUUUUUGUUUCGUGAGGGGUCCGAUCACAGUGUUUUUGUCGCCAUGCUCUGCGCUGGGUCCGGCGGGCUGUCCUAGCUGACUGAGCCGCUCCGGCAGCGGUGGAUCCGGGUGCAGUGCACAGCCGGGGGAUGAGGCCUACUUGUUAAAGCUCCCCCACCACCCCACCGUCGCGAUGGCUGAUGAUCAACAACAACCUGGUCAGAAGCCUGCCUCGGGAUUAGGCUCUCUUCCAGCGCUGGUGCCAGGACUACAAGGGCCCGAGGCUAACGCGUUACAGUUCAAAAUACAGAAUUCAAUUUGCAAAUCUGUACAAUCAAAAGUGGACAGCAUAUUGCAAGAUGUUGAGAAGUUUACAGACAUCGAAAAGCUCUACCUCUACCUUAAGUUGCCUUCUGGUCCCAGCAGUGGCAAUGAUAAAAGGACUGGGAAUGAGAGGGGGUCCUCUACUGCUGGAUUAUGUGAUCAGAGUUCCAUGUCGUCGAGCCGUACUCAACAGAUGUAUGCUUUCAACUGGAUACGCAAUCACCUAGAAGAGCACCCAGAGACGUCCCUCCCAAAGCAAGAGGUGUAUGACGAAUACAAGAGCUAUUGUGACAAUCUCGGCUACAAUCCACUGAGUGCAGCAGACUUUGGAAAGAUCAUGAAGAAUGUCUUUCCCAACAUGAAGGCACGUCGUCUGGGCAUGAGGGGGAAAUCCAAAUACUGUUACAGUGGGUUAAGAAAGAAAGCUUUUGUUCACAUGCCAUCCUUACCCAACUUGGAUCUGCAGAAGUCUGGUGAUGGGUGUGAGCUAAUGGAGCCGACCGGUCAGUCUCCGAGCGCUGAGGAUGAGAUGAGAUCCGCGGCCUGUGGGCUGGUGUGUGAGUGGGCUCAGAAGGUGUUGAGUCGUCAGUUUGACAGCGUGGAGGACCUGGCUCGUUUCUUGCUCAACAGUCACUACAUCGGUACAAAGUCCAUGGCUGCACUCACCGUUAUGACUGGAACACCCACAGGAAUGAAGACCCCAACUCCAGCCUCUGCUUUUGUUCCCACUGCUGAGGCAAACUCAUUUCAGCCCCAGGUGAAGACCCUGCCGUCUCCUUCUGUUGACACAAAGCAGCAACUGCAGCGCAAAAUCCAGAAGAAGCAGCAGGAGCAGAAGCUUCAUUCACCACUGCCUAGUGAGACCCAAGUGAAGCGGACAGAGGCCAGUACCCCUGGACCCACCAUCCCCUGUGGCAGCCCUGCUCUGCUGUCCCCUCAGCCAACCAUAGGAAUUGUAGUAGCAGCCGUACCCAGCCCAGUCCCGGUACAGAGAAACAGGCAGUUGAUGACCUCACCCAGUCCAGUGGGUACAGCAGAAGGAAAGGUGUUGCCUGUAAACUUCCAGGUUGUCACUCAAUCUCUCAAACAGUCUCCCAAAACAUCCCAGAACAUCCCAGCAAGUCCCGUGGGAGACAGACUGGCACGACAUGGCACGCGGUACGCCCAAAUCCUUCCCAAGCCCUCUGCCACGAGUGCCAUAACCUUGCGCUCUCCCCCCACCCUGCUCAUCACCAACAGCCCCAUAAAAACCGUGAUGCCCUCUCCCCACGUCAGCUCUGUCAAUGUAGUGAAGAUGACGGCUAUUGCUCUGGCUCCCAGCAGCAGCAGCAACAGCAGCAUGCGACCAGCCUCUGCCUGUAUGAGCACCGCAGUUGCUUUGGACGAUUCCCAGCAGUUCCAGAAUUCGGCAGCCCCCCAGUCUCCUGCAGUCAAACCUGCCAUUGCAGUAUCAACCCCAACCUUCUCUGCAGAUGCCAAAGGGAUGUCUGAAGCUAGAAGCGACAAUAAUUCCUUGUCUGUCGCAGAGAAACAAGUUGGUGGAGCCAAAGAGGAGAAAAUGGUUAAAUUCAGAGCUGCAAGUGAGCCAAGCUUCCUGGUGAAGUGUUCCCUGGGACCAGAGAAAGGAUUGAGGACAAAGAGUGACUCCACCUCCCCUCCCAGCUCUGCAUCUGGGACUCAGGACAGCAAUAUCACUAACUGCCAUGACAGUACUUUGUACUUGACUGUUGAUAAUCAGAACUCCAAUGGCAACACGUCAUCCAACAGCUUGUCCACUAUUCCCCUCACAUCAAAGGAUGCCUGCCUAGACGCUAAGAGUCCCAGGAAGCGUGCAGCUGGGGAAUCCCAUGUUAUUCCUGUUAAGAGAGUUUUUAUCUCCCAGCAACCGGUUGCUGUUAUUGACAAUCCCAAACCUGGGGUGAGCACUGCAAUGAAGAGAAUUCCUAGACUGGGAACCCCUGCAAGACCAGAGAGUGCCCCCUGCAAAGGGAUUGCCAAACAAACGGCUCCGGGGCCCACACAGAUCCUUGCACUUACAGAUGCACCUCUCAUGCACACAGAGGGAACGCAGACUGCCGCGAAACAGCAAGAUUCAAAACACGAGGACCAUUCCAUCGCUGUUGAUCACUCUGCUGGAGCAGCAGGAAACAUGUCUGAUCAGGCACUGCUGCAGCAGAUCACCGGAGACCCUUGUGCCAUUACAGACAACUCAGGACCACGCGAGGCCUCUGUGAGCAAUUUAAAGAGCACAAUAUGGGAGCCUCAGCAGAUACCAGCAGAACACAAACAGUCUCCCACUGACCAGCUCUCCAUGAUGGCACAACCCUCCGAUGCCUCGAGCCAGCUCACCCUCACACAGAUGGUCGACUUUGCCGGUUCUCAGUCUAACAUGGACUACUUCUCGUUCAAUGACGAUGACAUGACGCAGGACAGCAUCGUGGAGGAGCUGGUCCAGAUGGAGGAGCAGAUGAAGCUGAAGGGUCUGUUUGGUAACUGCGUCGACGUGUCCGGGUUACAGGGUCAGUCGGCCAGCAGUCAAGGCUCUAUCCUCACAGCUCAUCAAGCCAGUUCUACCUUCUACCACUCUGCUCACAGCAGCACCACCCCUGUCCAGACCCCUACCCCGACUCCAACACCCACCCCAACGCCCACCCCGACCUCUGAGAUGACACUCGCGCACAGCCUGACACGAGAAAGUCCCUGCUCCCGAAUGGCUCCUGUCACCCCUGUGGACGGAGCCAUGGGCCGACACACCCCGAUUAGCACGCCACUGUCCAACUGCAGUAGCAGUGUACCGCCGAGCCCUGUGGAGUGCAGGAACCCCUUUGCUUUCACUCCCAUCAACUCGAGCAUCACGGGAUAUCACGACGCAAGCAUCGUCUCCAGCAGCCCCGUCAAACCAAUGCAAAGGCCCAUGGCAACGCACCCGGACAAGGCCAAGCUUGAGUGGAUCAACAACCGCUACAACAGUAACUCUGCAGGACCUCUGUCUAAUCACAGCAUCGGGAUCCUGCCAAGCUACCAAGACCUGGUGGAUGAUCAGUUUCGCAAACCUCACGCAUUUGCAAUCCCUGGCCAGUCGUUCCAGUCUCAGGCGAGACAGGAUGGUGCUCACUUUGGACGCAUAACGCCAAUUUCUCCAGUGCAGCAGCAGCAACCACAGCAGCAGCAGGUAACUGGUGUAACUACUCCUACCAAGCAGGAGAGUUUUGCUGUACCUGCACCGUUAGACAACAAGGCUUCAGCGUCAUCCACAUCCAGCACUUUCCGUUGCCGCAGCGUUAGCCCUGCUGUGCGGCAGAGGAACUACAGCGGUAACACUAACCCUCCGGCCACUACCACGAGUACCACGACAACAACUCGAGCUGUGGUCUCGCCCUUUAACUCCCCCAUCACCUCUGAGGUGCUCAGCAUCCUGUCCAACAGCCAGGCUGUCAGCUCUGUGCACAGCAUGGUGCAGCGUAGCCAGUCUGUACCUCUGAACAUUAUGAUGCAGAGCGAGAUGCUGCCUGUGCAGGGUCAGAGCAACACCCCCAAGAUCACCAGCGUCCUCCUCAGCAAGAUGGAAGCAGACGGAGACGACGCUGUCCGUGGUCUGGGCAUCAACAACCUCCCCUCUAACUACACGGCUCGCAUGAACCUUACACAAAUUCUAGAGACGGCUCCCAGCUUCACGGGAGGAGCCCCUCCCCAGACUCAGUUGCCCGUCAGCUCUAGCCCUGCUGCCUUCGAGCUCCAGCAGCAUGGCUACCUCACAGGUGGGGACACUGAAGCACAAGCAGGUCCCAGUGAACAAGACCAGCAGCAGCAGCUCCAAGAAGAUCCCACCCAGACACAACCACAGCUCCUCCUCCAGAGCACACAGCAACAGGAGGCGGUGGACGAACAGCAGCAGCUCGAUUUCAACAACACUGUCAAGGACUUGCUGGGGGAGGAUGGCCUCAACCCCAGCUCUCAGCUGGUGGGUCAGGUCGCCUCGGAGCUCAAUGCCGUGGCGUCCGACUUCUCUAGCGACAUCAGACUGACCUCAGAUCUGUCCAGUAGCAUCACUGACCUUAACACGUUGGACGCCAACUUGCUGUUCGACCCCAAUCAGCAGCAGGAGCAGUACGAAGACUCGACACUGGAAGAACUGAAGAAUGACCCGCUUUUCCAGCAGAUAUGCAGUGAUACUGUGAACUCUGGUUUUGACUGGCUAGAGAGCAAAGACCAGCCUACUACCGUGGAAAUGCUGGGUUAACGUUCUCUUCUACUCUGUAUGAUUUCGGUUCUCUGUUGGUUCCGUUUGGUGCAUAUGUAAUAUAUCUGUUUUUAACCCAUAGUUUUUUGGAGUUUGUCUGGACUUUGGCUGUUUGUUCUGUUCAAAGUGCCAUGCUUACCAGAAAAUCUCCACCCAUCCUUUCCUCCUUCAUCAUUUGUCACCAAGAAUUUCAGUAUUUUCUCACUUUUCUCCCUCAUCUGAGAUCUAACAUGUAAGCAUUUCCAGAGAAGAGUGCGAGCACUCUGUGGCAGCAUGCACCAACUAACAUAGAGCAGAUAUGUUUGCUUUGAAGGGUAAUCUUUAUUAAUGCAAUAUUCAUACUUUAUGAACAACUAAGGAAGAGGAGAUGCUUUGCAAAUCUGGCACACGAGACUUCACCAAAAAAAACAUAUUCUCUUGUGCAGUUCAAGUUCUACCAAAUGGAGACAAUAUUGGUUACUGUGGUAUAUGCACAUAGACGCUGUUGUACGUUUGCCUGCCAUAUCAAAAAAUAUAUAAAAAAGGGUGGCAUCUUACGCUGCCAGGUGCUGAAUUUCUGACAUAAUCUUUAUACUUUUAUCAUAAACCAACAUCCGUGCAAAACUGAUUCAUGUGUGAAACUUCUCAAAGCCUAUACUUCUUGUACUGUUUAUUCAAAAAAAAAGGGAGCAUGUGAAUAAUUAGGGAGAAGAUGGAGAAGCAGGCCACUUUGCGUAUUUGAGUAUUUAUUGAAAGAAAACCAACAACUUGGCUGCCUUAAGCCAUUGUUAGAGGAAAUGUAUAUAGUAUAAUGUUAAGAUAUCCGGAGCUUCAUCCUUUCACGGCAGCUGUUAAUCUCAUGUUUUUUUUUUUUUUUUACAAUGUAAAGGCUUGUUUUGACUUCAGGAACCUUUUUCAGGAGCCACUGUUGUUUUCUAAGGACAUUUUUAACCCUUUCCAUUUCAACUGCAUCUACCAGGGUAAAAACUAUUCUUCCAGCCACAGGAAUAUUUUAGGGUUUUAGUCCUUUAUUCUCAGAUGCAAAAAUAAAGACACCUAUAAACCUUCUGGAUUGAUAACAGAUUUCAAGAUAAGAAACGAGGAGCUGCUGCAGAGUGUGUAUGGUUAAUGCUCAGUUAGGAUACGUUUCUUGGGCUUUAAUUAUUAAAUGUCUGUUAGAUCACCAGCCUAUAUUCCUGACUAGUGCACUGCCUCUUAUUGCUGAAAAUCAUGGCUUUUGUUUUUUCGCAGCUGGAGCCUCUGUCCCAAACAGCUUCUGAACAAGAACUUGGUCAAGCAGAAGGGCUUUCCCGCUCAUAGUGAGCAUGCAUAAUUUGCAUUUUAACUACGCUAUCCUUAACUUUUCAACCCCUGAAACUUAAUUUCUGGGGCCUUUUAUGUUAUCCUGACUAUUAGUUGUGCAAGUUUUGAAAAUAGGAUGCAAAACCAUGCUUUUUGUGUAAAUUACGCCCACGUUGUUAACAGGAUAAAAUGCUUGGAAAAUGUAAGAAAUCAGAAAUGUUUAGCAAUCUCGCACCAUAGAACUCCUCAAUAAAGGUUCAGGGGACAUACCAAAUACUACCCCCUACCAGUUCUGUUUUGCGGGGUAAAUUUCUACCUUGGCAGUUGCAUUUGGCCCUGGUUCCAGCAGUGGAAAUGAUGAGGGUUAAAAAAUGUCCCCAGAAAACUACGCAGGUUCCUGGAAAAGGUUCCUGUAGUUGAAAUGCACUUUUAGUUAUUUUGGUUUGGUCAGGGUUCAUGUUUGCUGCCAUAUUUCAUAACAGUUUUCUGGCCCAAAAAGGGAUCAGAAACAAAAAUAAAUGGAAAUAGGCGAUAAAGAGCUUAACUCCUAUAUAUAAGAAUUGAGGAUUUUAUGACCAUUCCCAUAAUUCCUGAAAAUACUUAACUAUCAAGAGAAACUGGCUGAUAUGCAAAGAUUUUCGUACAAUGGGUGGGUUUUGGUUUGUUUAAGGGUGUGAAGCUGUAAAAGGAAGCAACGAAUUGGCAACUUGUGGGUUUAAACAGGGUUUAAACUGACUGAAUGCCAUAAAGACACAUAAUGUAUAUGCUACAAACAAGAACUUCACCAGUAAAGAAAUUUUCCAUGCCGUCAUCUCAGUCGUGACAUUUUUAGUUUUUUAGGUUUUUCUGAUGGAUUUUUUGCACUCCCAAACUAGAUAAUUUUAACCGGCAUGGAAAAGACUUUAUAAACCAAGUUAAGGUUCAAGGAAAUGUCAUUUGUGCAGACCUGGCCCCGAUUUCCAUGCCAAAGAUCUAUUUCAAGAAUCAUAAGAGAUUAUUCCACCUAGCAACACUCCUCGUAUUAGCAUCCACAACACAACAGGAAGCGGGGCAGCAUCAGAGAUUUAAGAGUUAAGGAUUAAGUUGAAUCUUCUGUACAGUUUGUAAAAUAGUGAAAUGGUCACCUAUGUUUUAUGGGAAACCAUGGACCUGAAAGCAUGUUGAAACCAUCACUGCUAGCCAGGUAGGCUCCAUGAUACAGUAGGAUGCUUGCUUCAGUUUUUUGGCUAUAUUGUCAAUGUUGUAAAAGUCAUGUUUAAGCUCCAUCUGUAAAUACAAUAGAUACAUAGAGAUUUGGUGUAUCCAGACACUAUACUAUGGCCAUUAUCCUAGCUAAGUAUGUGCCAUUGAAAAGAUAAAAAAAAGAAGCUUAACAGAUUUAUAGUUGGCAAGAUACUGUAUGUUGUGUGUUACAUUUCUGGCUCAAUGUGUCGUAACAGUAAUGCUGUCUGGUCUCGCUUGCUGAUUUUAUUUUACUAUUUUUAUUAUUAUUUUUGGUUUUUAUACUCAAAGAUAAUAGGUCUCUGCAUUUGCAGAAUUGAUGUGUGCUGUGAGCAGGAUCAAAAGCAUGGUAUAUUAAGAAAAAAAAAGUUGUGAUACUGUUAGUUGGUUGCAGACAUCUCUCUGUGACAUUGUGCUCAAAGUUCGUCAGCAGACACUGGAGAAAAAAAAAACAACAAAAAAAAAGUUUCAGCAAACUUUGGAGGUUCACGUUAUUGCACUAAAUUUUUACGACACACGGCUUUGUCACACCUUUAUGGACAACAAAAAAACUAUAAAUUAUGAUGGGUGCCCGCUUAGAAAAAGAAUAAAAGAGGAAAGAAAAAUAUUUUUUAAGACAUGGUGAGUAAGGAAAAUAAGUGGAUUAUCAGAAAAUGACUAAUUGUCUUGUAGCAAAAUGUGCUUUAAUCUCAGUGAGAUACUCGUUACUUACUCAUUCUCAUACAUGAGAAUACAAAGCAUUGAGGAAAAAAAAGCUAGAAUAACCUUUUAAAACCUACAUGCUCAUUAUGUUGAUAGAUGAUUGUAUACACGCAUGUGUGAUGACUUCUGUUGUAUAUUCUUGGUAACCACUGUCUUCUGUGAUUUAGACAGGUUCUGUUAACCAGACUGGCAGUGCUACUUUCACAAGUUACUUUACAGUUUUUUAAAAAGUGUGUGUCUGUGUUGUUUACUAAGUUAAUGUUCUAUAUUUUAUGGGGUUUUUUUUUUCAAUUUGACAUUUUCCUAUUUUGAUAAAUGCAUUUGUAAAGAAACAUGUUUUCUCUUAGUUCCUCUUUAACAACAUGGCACUGAUAUUUGAAUUUAAAUGAAGGAAAUGCACCUUUUUAUGAUUACAGCAGCUCCAUCAAGCAGUGACUCUGACUCCUUACCUUUUACUGACCCGACCCUGUUUGACUAUCGUGUCCGUUUCUACCAGUAGAAGAAGAAGAAAAAAAACAACCCUCCUCUGUGUUGUUGUCUGGUGUUCUGCUUAAUGUACAGUAGCUUGUUAAUAUUGCAAACGCGUUGUUUCUUUUUUCAAUGGAAAGUACUCACUGGUGAGAUUUUUAAAGUGGUUUUAAAAGCCAAUAAACUUUUUUAAAGAA
Molecule: messenger RNA, 8709 nt
Organism: Girardinichthys multiradiatus
Lineage: Eukaryota; Metazoa; Chordata; Actinopteri; Cyprinodontiformes; Goodeidae
Product: DNA-binding protein RFX7
Exons: 10
Coding region: 470-4840 (1456 amino acids)
Biological process (GO): regulation of transcription by RNA polymerase II
Molecular function (GO): RNA polymerase II cis-regulatory region sequence-specific DNA binding; DNA-binding transcription factor activity, RNA polymerase II-specific
Source: RefSeq, a predicted model, not a curated record